Molecule: messenger RNA, 2714 nt
Organism: Diceros bicornis minor
Lineage: Eukaryota; Metazoa; Chordata; Mammalia; Perissodactyla; Rhinocerotidae
Gene: EPOR
Product: erythropoietin receptor
Exons: 9
Coding region: 564-2093 (509 amino acids)
Biological process (GO): positive regulation of cell population proliferation; cytokine-mediated signaling pathway; hemopoiesis
Cellular component (GO): membrane; external side of plasma membrane
Molecular function (GO): erythropoietin receptor activity; protein binding
Source: RefSeq, a predicted model, not a curated record
AAAAGAAAGUGGCACCCCCUUUCCCAGGUAAAGUCCCAGGAUGGAAGCUCGUUGGAUCCAUUUGGAUCACAUGCUCACCCUGAACCAAUCACUGUGCUCCAGAGACUGAAGCACUCUGAUUGGCUAGUUUAGGGUGGGCAGGUACCAUGAGACUGGGAAGAGAUGUUGAUUACCACGAUAAUAUCCAUAGUUAACAUUUUUGGAAUGUUUGGCAUGUGCCAAGCUGGAUUUUACAGAUGAGAAGACUGAAGUUCAGAUAAGGUAAGUCACCUGUUCCGGGUCACACAGCAAGAAAGUGUGUCUGAUGCAAAACCCUGUUCCAGCCCCAGGAGGGCCCCUGCCCCCUCCCGCGGGGCCGGGCAGGGCGGCCGCCUCCCGCUUAUCUCAGCCCAGGCUGCCUGCUGGGCCCGCCCCCUCCGGGAGCUGCCACUUGGGGCGCCUGGCCGGGAAGGGCCUGGCCAGCUGUGUCCGGCGGAGGCAGCUGCUGACCCAGCUGCGGACUGUGCCAGGGCUGGAAGGAGGGGGGACGGGAGCCCUGGACCCCUCCUAGCGGGGGCGGCAUCAUGGAUCACCUCGGGGCGCCCCUUUGGCCUGGAGUCGGCUCCCUCUGUCUCCUGCUGGCUGGGGUCGCCUGGGCUCCCCCACUCAACUCGUCGGACCCCAAGUUUGAAAGCAAAGCGGCCCUGCUGGCGGCCCGCGGGCCCGAGGAGCUUCUCUGCUUCACGGAGCGGUUGGAGGACUUGGUGUGUUUCUGGGAGGAAGCGGCAAGCGCCGGGGUCGGCCCCGACAACUACAGCUUCUCCUACCAGCUCGAGGGUGAGCCGUGGAAGCCGUGCCGCCUGCACCAGGCGCCCACGGCCCGCGGCGCGGUGCGCUUCUGGUGCUCGCUGCCCACGGCCGACACGUCGAGCUUCGUGCCCCUGGAGCUGCGCGUCACGGCGGCCUCCUCGGGCGCUCCACGCUACCGCCGCGUCAUCCAGGUCAACGAAGUGGUGCUCCUGGACCCCCCCGCGGGGCUGCUGGCGCGGCGGGCCGAAGAGGGCGGCCACGUGGUACUGCGCUGGCUGCCGCCGCCUGGGGCCCCCAUGGCGAGCCUUAUCCGCUACGAGGUGAACAUCUCGGCAGGCAGCGCCGCAGGGGGCGCGCAGAGGGUGGAGAUCCUGGACGGCCGCACCGAGUGCGUGCUGAGCAACCUGCGGGGCCAAACGCGCUACACUUUCAUGGUGCGCGCGCGUAUGGCCGAGCCGAGCUUCGGGGGCUUCUGGAGCGCCUGGUCCGAGCCUGCGUCGCUGCUGACGGCUAGUGACUUCGACCCCCUCAUCCUGACGCUUUCCCUCAUCCUCGUGCUCAUCCUGCUGCUGCUGGCUGUGCUCGCCCUGCUCUCCCACCGCCGGGCUCUGAAGCAGAAGAUCUGGCCUGGCAUCCCAAGUCCCGAGAGCGAGUUUGAGGGCCUCUUCACCACCCACAAGGGUAACUUCCAGCUGUGGCUGUACCAGCAUGACGGCUGUCUGUGGUGGAGCCCCUGCACCCCCUUCCCGGAGGACCCCCCCGCCUCCCUGGAAGUCCUCUCUGAGCGCUGCUGGGGGGUGACACAGGCAGUGGAGCCAGGGGCAGACGACGAGGGGCCUCUGCUGGAGCCGGUGGGCAGUGAGCACGCCCGGGACACCUACUUGGUGCUGGACAAGUGGCUGCUGCCUCGGAGCCCGCCCCGCGAGCACCUCCCACAGCCUGGUGGCGGCUUGGACACAGCAGCCACGGAGGAAGGCUCGGAAGCAUCCUCCUGCUCGUCUGCUUUGGCUCUGAAGCCUGGCCCGGAGGGGGCCUCGGCUGCCAGCUUUGAGUACACCAUGCUGGACCCCAGCUCCCAGCUCCUGCGCCCGAGGGCACUGCCUCCUGAGCUGCCCCCGACCCCACCCCACCUCAAGUACCUGUACCUCGUGGUGUCUGACUCUGGCAUCUCAACUGACUACAGCUCAGGGGGCUCCCAGGGAGCCCAGAGGGAUUCCUCCAACGGCCCCUACUCCAACCCUUAUGAGAACAGCCUCGUCCCAGCCGCCGAGCCUUCAGCCCCAAGCUGCGUGGCCUGCUCCUAGGACGCUUGGGGACCCAGCAUGACCUCAAGUGCUAGGCCAGGCCCAAGACUUAUCGGGCAGGGUCGGCGAGGCCUCACUCAGGACUAGGGGCAUUGCUGACGUUGGCUUUCUGCCCCAUCCUUCCUGCUCAGGAAGUCACGACCUUGCAGUAUUUUAAAAUGUAUAGUUCUUUGUAUAGAUAUAUAUAUGUAAGUUUUUCUAUCAUGACUUCUGCAAAUGGCCUGUAAGCCCCAUCUGUCCCUGGGCCCAGGCCAUAGGGGCAGCAGUAAAAAGCCUUGAGCUCAGUCUGAAAUUCUGGCCCUGGCAAUCUGAAUGAUAAUCCUAAUAAAAUGAAUCAGUCAGUAUAAGUUAUACUAGCUGCCGUAACAAACAACUCCCAAAUCUGCAUGGCUUAACAUUAAAUGGUUUCUCUCUCACAUCUCAGUUCAGGCAGGUGGGCAGCCAUCCCUGGGAUGAGUCAGAAGCCCAGACUCUUCUGGUCUGUGGCUUCACCAUCCCUCAAGGCCACCCUCACAUCUUUGGAUGGAUCCUCUGUAUCCUUCCAGCCAACAAGCAAAGAGAGAGACAGCAGAAGAUUCUGUGGGCCGUUUUAGGAAUCUAGCCUAGAAGUGGGUACCAUCU